Messenger RNA from Cololabis saira (Pacific saury), 1771 nucleotides. RefSeq names its product ribosomal protein S6 kinase related a (gene rskra). The record is from RefSeq and is a predicted model, not a curated record. Gene Ontology annotation, molecular function: ATP binding; protein serine/threonine kinase activity. Lineage: Eukaryota; Metazoa; Chordata; Actinopteri; Beloniformes; Belonidae. The coding region runs from base 123 to 1400 and encodes 425 amino acids. Gene Ontology annotation, biological process: protein phosphorylation. The transcript is spliced from 12 exons.
GCCGGGAUUCCCAGCUCUGCCGUCUGCAUGUAACAAUGGUUUAUCCUGCAUGUAACACUGGUUAUCCUGCAUGUAUCUCUGGUUUAUCCUGCAUGUAACUCUGGUUUAUCCGCGAGGAUGCGAUGGGCAGUGAGAGCAGUAAGAGCAGAAAGAGAGAACUUCCAGCUGUUCAGCGUCGACUCAGUCACGGGUUCCUCUCGAGUGUCGGGGUCUCGGUUGCUCACAGACUUGGACACUCAGCUAUGUUUUCUCAGUCGCUGAGACUGGACGUCCAACCGCCCGUCUCAAGCCCCCCGCUUCCUCCGGAGGAGGGUGGUGAGGCAUCAGGCGUAUUGGCUCCUCCAGCUUUCAUCUCUGUCUUUCUGCCAGAGUUCCCUCAGCGUAGAUUUCCUGCACCGGAGCACUUCCAGGUCCUGGGCUUCAUCGCUAAAGGCUCAUUUGGACCCAUCCUGAAGAUCAUGGAUGUCUGUAAAGACAAGAUUUAUGCUGUUAAGGUUCUAACAAAGUCGGAGAUCUUGAAGCAUGGAGUGCUUGAGCAGUCAAAAGAGGAAGUCAUCAUUCAGCGGCAGCUCAAACACCCAUUUAUCCACAAUCUGCAGGACUGUUGGCAGACACACCGCCACCUCUUCAUUAUGUUUGACUACUGCUACGCUGGAGACCUGCACACUUACUGGGCACUGAAGAGCCGGUUUGAGGAGGAUGAGGUCCGCCUGUUUGCUGCAGAGCUGGGCAGUGCGCUGGGAUUUCUCCAUGACCUGGGAAUAAUUCAUAGAGACAUAAAGAUGGAGAACAUCCUUUUAAGUGACCAAGGUCACCUUCGUUUGUGUGAUUUUGGACUCUCGCGCCGUCUUCAACGAGGAGGACGAGCAUUUACGAUAUGUGGAACGAUUCAGUACAUGGCUCCUGAAGUUUUAAGAGCGGGUCCAUACAACCAUGCUGCAGAUUGGUGGUCUCUAGGGAUUCUGUUGUUCUCACUGGUGACAGGAGACUUUCCAGUAGCUGCAGAGCCAGAUCACAGCAGCAUGUGGAGGAAGGUCAGAGAUUUUCCUUAUGCUUUUCCAAGGACCUUCACCUCUGCUCUGACCCAACUGCUCACUGAGCUUUUAUGCAAGAAUCCGGUGGCUCGCCUUCGAAAUCUGGACUGUUUCAAGAUGCAGGCCUUCUUCCGUGGCUUCUCGUUUGAUUCGUACAUCCUUCAGAAAACACCGGUCCAGUUCAUCUUGGAGCUCAGGUCCCACCCGGACUGGGAAGCCAAGUCCAUGCGAGGCAUCUCGCUGGACCAAUUUGAACACUUUGACUGUGACCAAUUCCUCAACUCCCCUUCGAGUCCUACUGAACUCUCUCCUACUUUGGCCCAAGUUUGUCUGAGCUUGACAGCAGAGCAGACAUGUAAAGCAUAAGACUGAACUAUUUUACAGUUUUAAAGGUGCCUUUUUCUGUCUAUAUUGAAAAAUUGUCACAAGAAAGUUUCAUUUUUCAUGUCAUGAUGCCGUGUGGGAGUUGACGGUCUCUCUGUGUGUAUUAUUCGAUUAACUUCAAUUCACCUCAUUAAUACUUCACUUAUCCCCGAAGGGAAAUCAUAUAUUGCGGUAACUGUAGGUAAAUCUCUUUAACGAGUCCAGAUGGUUAUAGCUGUGGACAGGAGGGAUCUUUCACCUCUACCUGAAGUCACAGACGGGUUUGUUGCAGUGUAAUGUGAAGAAGGUGCUUAGCGUCGCCCAUUAUGGUUUCCAUGGAUCCUUCUUUGCACAAUUCAUAACAAUCCUCAGAU